AUGGCUCCUCCACCUGCCGAGAACGCCAAAAUCACGGAAGCCAACAAACUGGCCAAGUCGGAGCCCGCAAAAGCAGAGAGCAUCUACAAGGACGUUCUGGCAAAGUCGCCUGGUGCCAACCAAGCUGCUCUCCAGAAUUACGAGAAUGCUCUCGUCGGACUGGGAGAACUCUAUCGAGACAACAAGCGGUCGGAAGAUCUAGCGCAGCUGGUAAAGACUAGCAGGUCGACCCUAUCCUCGUUCGCCAAAGCAAAGACAGCAAAACUAGUUCGUCAAUUACUUGACUUCAUCGCAGAGAUUCCCAAUACCUUGGAAUUACAGAUUGCUACCACCAAGUCAUGUAUCGAUUGGGCCAAUUCCGAGAAGCGAUCCUUCCUGCGUCAGAACCUCGAAACACGCCUGGUCAGCCUCUACAUGCAAAAACAGUCCUACUACGAUGCUCUCACUCUGAUUAACGGUCUCCUGCGAGAGUUGAAGAGAUUGGAUGACAAGCUCGUUCUCGUAGAGGUACAAUUGCUGGAAUCAAGAGUAUACCAUGCACUUACGAACCAGGCCAAAGCCAGAGCUGCUUUGACCUCUGCGAGGACAUCUGCUGCCUCCGUUUACACACCUCCGCUAUUACAGGCCGGACUCGACAUGCAGAGUGGAAUGCUGCACGCUGAAGACCAGGACUUCAACACCGCAUUCUCAUACUUUAUCGAAGCUUUGGAAGGAUACCAUAGCCAGGACGACACUCCGCGUGCGACUUCUGCGUUACAAUACAUGCUUCUAUGCAAAAUCAUGCUGAACCUUGGAGAUGAUGUUACAAAUCUAUUGUCGUCGAAGCAGGCACAAAAAUACGCUGGCACAAAUCUGGAAGCCAUGAAAGCGGUCGCACGAGCACACUCUAACCGGUCACUGGAAGAAUAUGAGCAGGCACUAUCUAAUUACCGUUAUGAACUCGGUAGCGACGUGUUCAUCCGGAAUCAUCUUCGACGGCUGUACGAUGCGAUGUUGGAACAGAACCUUAUCAAGGUGAUUGAGCCUUUCAGCAAGGUUGAAAUCGAUCAUGUGGCAAAGAUGGUCGGCCUUGAUGUGCAGCAGGUGGAAAGAAAACUGUCCCAAAUGAUCCUCGACAAGGUCAUCGUUGGCGUCCUGGAUCAGGGAGAGGGAUGUUUGAUCGUGUAUGACGAGGUGGAAAGAGACGCCGGCUACGACGCGGCUUUGGAGACCAUCGAGAAGCUGAGCAACGUCGUCGACGUGCUCUAUACCAAUCAGGCUGCGUUGCUAGAGUAG
Messenger RNA from Exophiala spinifera, 1275 nucleotides. RefSeq lists its product as uncharacterized. The record is from RefSeq and is a predicted model, not a curated record. The transcript is spliced from 2 exons. Gene Ontology annotation, biological process: ubiquitin-dependent protein catabolic process. NCBI's taxonomy places the organism in Eukaryota, Fungi, Ascomycota, Eurotiomycetes, Chaetothyriales, Herpotrichiellaceae. Gene Ontology annotation, cellular component: proteasome regulatory particle, lid subcomplex. Gene Ontology annotation, molecular function: structural molecule activity. The coding region runs from base 1 to 1275 and encodes 424 amino acids.